This is a messenger RNA of Fragaria vesca subsp. vesca, 1508 nucleotides long. Its product is annotated as putative lipid phosphate phosphatase 3, chloroplastic-like. NCBI's taxonomy places the organism in Eukaryota, Viridiplantae, Streptophyta, Magnoliopsida, Rosales, Rosaceae. The transcript is spliced from 8 exons. The record is from RefSeq and is a predicted model, not a curated record. Gene Ontology annotation, molecular function: phosphatidate phosphatase activity. Gene Ontology annotation, biological process: phospholipid metabolic process. The coding region runs from base 253 to 1260 and encodes 335 amino acids.
UCCCAGUCUUUUUUUUUAAGGUAAAAUUUUGCUGACACGUCCAUCCCACCCUUUCAAAUUUCCACUUUGGCUCGCGCUACAAAUAGGCCCUCACUUUCCUUCAAUCCCCACUACUUUUUUUUCUUCCUUUUUCCCUCAAUUAUUGUUUUAGUGAUAAGAUUCUGCUGUUUGUGGAUUUCGAUCUCAAUUAUUGUUUUAGUGACUGAGAUUAUUGUUGAGGAAGACUUGACUACUGUAAGGUUCCGGUUCGUAAUGGGUUGGUGGAAUCUUGGUUCCCUUGUUUCUAGUUUCCGUAGUCUAUUUCACUUCCAGGCGGUGCAGGGUGAUCGACUGGGCACGUAUACCAUCAAGUCUCAUGGAGUUGCGGUUGCCAAGAACCACAAGCAUGACUGGCUCAUACUUGUGCUUCUUGGUGUCAUAGAGAUUGUGUUGUAUAUCAUUGAGCCUUUCCACCGUUUCGUGGGGAAGGAUAUGAUGACUGAUCUCAAGUACCCCUUGAAAGAGAACACUGUGCCUGCUUGGGCUGUUCCUGUGUAUGCAGUAUUGCUCCCCAUUGCCAUUUUCCUUUUGUUCUAUGUGCGUCGGAAGGAUGUGUAUGAUCUUCACCACAGCAUUCUUGGCCUGUUAUUUUCUGUGUUGGUUACUGUUGUCAUUACUGAAGCAAUUAAAAAUGGAGUUGGGCGUCCUAGACCAGAUUUCUUUUGGCGCUGCUUUCCUGAUGGAAAAGACUCUUAUGAUGAUACGUGGGGAGAUGUGAUGUGCCAUGGUAAGGCCAGUGUCAUGAAGGAAGGGUAUAAGAGUUUCCCCAGUGGCCAUGCUUCAGGGUCGUUUGCAGGCUUAGGCUUCCUCGCCUUAUACUUGAGUGGAAAGAUUAAAGUUUUUGAUAGAAAAGGGCAUGUUGCGAAACUAUGCAUUGUCGCCCUUCCUCUACUGGGUGCUUCUCUUGUUGCGGUGUCCAGAGUAUCUGACUAUUGGCACCAUUGGCAAGAUGUCUUUGCUGGAAGUCUGUUAGGAUUUGUUGUGGCUGCAUUUUGCUACCGGCAGUUCUUUCCUGCCCCUUAUCAUGAUGAAGGUUGGGGUCCUUAUGCAUAUUUCCGAGCAUUAGAGGAGACACGUAGCAAUUCAAGCGCGGCGACCACUUCCAAUGCACUCAGUGUGCAGGUCAUGGGGGUUCAUAAUGGGAUUCAACAUGUCCCUGCACAGAAUGACACCAGUAUUGCAUUUACAUCAUAUGCUUCGAAUAACUACACAAGCCUGUAGCCGGAUGAAAUGGAAUCUGGGAGGAGCCGAGGAGGUGAUAACAACAAUGCCUCUUGAUCAUGUCCUUUGCUGCCUAAUCACUUAUGUUUAUACUAGGUUCUAGUUAAACACAUCUUCUGUAGCUUGGAAUCCUUGGAUGCUAUAUGCAGAUCUUAGCUUGAUAGUCACGGUUUUGUGAAUACCUGAAUGCUUAAUGAAUACCGAUGAUGCUUCCUUAGAACUUAAAUAUAAACAAGGAUGGGAGAUUA